GAUCUGUCUGCACUAUAGUUUUUGUUUCCUUAUAUCUCUUUGCUGUAUGCUUUGUAAGUUUUGAUUGCAACUUUGUUUAUUAGUUCUGAAAACUUGAUGCAAGUUCUUGAUGAGGAUGCAGGUAUAUUGAAUUUUAUGAUGCGAUGUCAGUGCCAAUGGCUAUUGCUCUCUCUGGCCAACUUCUUCUUGGACAACCUGUAAUGGUGAAACCUUCUGAAGCUGAAAAGAACCUUGUUCAAUCUAAUGCUUCUGGUGGAGCAGCCGGUGUAACUGGCCCCUAUGGAGCUGUGGACCGAAAAUUGUAUGUGGGGAAUCUUCACUUCAACAUGACUGAGAGUCAGCUGCGGGAGGUAUUUUACUUUUGUUGCUGUCCUAUUGGCUGCUGUGGUGAGGAUGCAGAGUUUUGGCAUGUUUCUUGGUCUUUGCCACAUUUAUUAGGAAUAUGAAUGCACAUGAUUAUA
Glycine soja is the source of this 461-nucleotide messenger RNA. Its product is annotated as probable RNA-binding protein 23. Gene Ontology annotation, molecular function: RNA binding. Gene Ontology annotation, biological process: mRNA processing. NCBI's taxonomy places the organism in Eukaryota, Viridiplantae, Streptophyta, Magnoliopsida, Fabales, Fabaceae. Gene Ontology annotation, cellular component: nucleus. The record is from RefSeq and is a predicted model, not a curated record. The coding region runs from base 144 to 446 and encodes 100 amino acids. The transcript has a single exon.